CAUACUUGACAGGUGUUGUAUUUACACCUGGACAGAGAGAGGAGCGUCUCAGCAUCCCGUCCUGAGGUCUCAUUGAUGAAAACGACACGUUGGAGUGAACAGGAGGAACAGACAACAUGUCCUGUCUCCACAUCAGAGGGAUUUUUCUCACCAUGUCUUUGGCUUCAACUGCUUUGUCGAGCCUGCACCCUGAAUGCGAGUACAUAUUUCAGAUGGAGAAAGAGGAGCUUCGCUGCCUACAGUACGUUGCAGAGCAUGGCAACAGAAGCACAGAAGGUUGUCGACCAUUCUGGGAUGCAGUCGCCUGCUGGCCUCAUGCAGCCGUUGGGGAGACAGUCCAGAGAGCUUGUCCUGCCGUCUUCUCCCUCUUCAAAAACAACACAGGUUCAGUGAGCCGCAACUGCACCAGCAGAGGUUGGUCCAGGCCUUUCCCACCGUACCACGUCGCCUGCAGUGUGGAUGAUGACAUUCCCGAGACAGAGCAGUCGUACUUUGCCACAGUGAAGCUGAUAUACACCGUCGGCUACAGCAUCUCUCUGGUGGUGCUGGCUCUCGCUGUGUUGAUCUUGUUGCUCUUCAGGAGGCUGCGCUGUGCCAGGAACUUCAUUCACAUCCAACUUUUCAUCACAUUUAUCCUGAAAGCUGUGUCAGUGUUCAUAAAGGAUGCAACUCUGUUCUCGAGCGAUGACACCAACCACUGCACUCUUUCCACAUUUGCCUGUAAAGCCUCUGUGGUCUUCUGUCACUACUGUGUAAUGUCCAAUUUUUUCUGGCUCCUGGUGGAGGCGCUCUACCUCAAUUCCCUGCUGCUUUCGUCCUUUUAUCACAGCCGUCGAUGCCUUUGGGGCUUCAGCCUGCUGGGAUGGGGAGUACCUGUGCUCUUCAUUAUCCUGUGGAUUGGAUCCAGGGUGUAUUUUGAGGACACAGAAUGUUGGGACAUCAACGAGGACUCGCCCUAUUGGUGGAUCAUCAAGGGACCAAUUGUUGUGUCUAUAGCGGUCAAUUUCAUUCUCUUCAUGAACAUCAUCAGAAUCCUGAUUCAGAAGCUCAACCCCCGGCUGAUCCACUUCAAUAACUCCUCUCAGUACAGACGCCUGACUAAGUCCACCCUCCUCCUCCUCCCUUUGUUUGGUACUCACUACAUGGUCUUCAAUUUUCUGCCUGACUACUUCAAUGUUAACCUGCGCCUCUGCAUCGAGCUCUGCUUGGGAUCCUUCCAGGGGCUUCUUGUGGCGAUUCUCUAUUGCUUUCUCAAUCAAGAGGUCCAAAAAGAGGUCCACAUGCAGUGGCUGAGGUGGCAGGAGCGGAGCUACGGUGUGGUGUCACCUGCUGCAAAAUGCAGCCAGAUGGACACACCCUUCUAGUGGUGGCCUUCACCCUCAUCCUAUAGGUCUUCUGCUAAUUGGACAUUGACUGAAGAUUGCUUCUGUGCACGUCAUCGUCUCCAGUGGGCUGCACAGUACGCGCAUCACCAGCGCUUGUCGGCCACGUCUGUAAGUUUUCAUUCCAAACUCGAUGAUAGACUUUUUUUUACUGGCAGCACUUCUUCAACCAGAAUGGAGGAACUGGGGUGAACUUUUCCAACGGGGAAUGAUUCUGAAAUCUCCCUGCCAAUUACAUAUGCAUUUCACUUAAGACACUGUGGCAACAAUUUCAGGAAGAUCAGCUUCAAGAUUUCCUUGGAGGCCUCACUGAUCAAAUUAAAGAAUGCCAAUUUGGUUGAGCUGAGAGUUUAGCCUAACAAUUAAAGAACCAUCAAUUAGCAAGUAAAUAGUUCAACCAGAUAUAGGUUUUAUCCUACAAAACGACACACUGUCUUUUCAAGUAAUGUACUCACUAUGUACUGUAAAUGCUAAAGUAAGAUACAGUAUAUUGAAAUUUGAUUCCAUUUAUCACCGAUGCUGAAGCGUAACCUGUUGAACGUAUGAUAUUUAGACCUUUUCUUAUGAAGCUGUAUUCUACUGCCAAGUGACACAAAGAUUAUUCAUUACUAGCUGACUCGCAUGACAAUUAAAAUGGGUUCUUAUUAAUUCUUUUCAUAUUAUUCAAUGGUGUUAUAACAUUGUGUUACAUAAUUCAUAUUAUUCAUAUUAUCUCUGUGGGAAGCACUGAUUGAUAUGAGUUGUGUGCUUUCUUGUUUUUUGUACUUUUUUGAAUUAUUUAUUUGUUUUCCAUUCUUUUCUUUUCUUUUUGCAGUGAAAAACUGCACACUCUUGAACUUCGAUGGAAAACUGUUGACAGCCACUUCACUGUAUACUUGCGUGUUGUGUUCUGUCAUGUCAUGUGAUCGAAAGAAAUCUCCACUAACAUCUGCAAUUCAGCAAAAGACUAGACAAUAUCAAUAUAUAGAAUAUCAAUAUAUAUGAUUUUAACAUAUUGUACAGUGCUUUAAACUGCAUGGUUAUACAAAGAAUGAUAAAACUGGAUAUAUUAUUGCCAUAAAUAGGGAUUCAUCGAUCCGACUUUUUCAGUCCCGAUACCAAUGGUGAUACCAGUAUUUAAUUAAUAAGCUGUAUGCCUCACGGUGUGGAAGUGACUGGGAUCAUUCUUUAUGUGUAAGGUAACAUCAGGCCUGA
Molecule: messenger RNA, 2576 nt
Organism: Sebastes umbrosus (honeycomb rockfish)
Lineage: Eukaryota; Metazoa; Chordata; Actinopteri; Perciformes; Sebastidae
Gene: ghrhrl
Product: growth hormone releasing hormone receptor, like
Exons: 13
Coding region: 117-1364 (415 amino acids)
Biological process (GO): adenylate cyclase-activating G protein-coupled receptor signaling pathway; positive regulation of cell population proliferation; cell surface receptor signaling pathway
Cellular component (GO): plasma membrane
Molecular function (GO): peptide hormone binding; growth factor binding; G protein-coupled peptide receptor activity
Source: RefSeq, a predicted model, not a curated record